This is a messenger RNA of Rubroshorea leprosula, 4825 nucleotides long. Lineage: Eukaryota; Viridiplantae; Streptophyta; Magnoliopsida; Malvales; Dipterocarpaceae. The record is from the annotation of a GenBank genome assembly.
UCUGCCUCCUUUUUGUCUUCCUGUGUCUUAAAAUUGCCUUCUCAUCCUCUAUACAUGCUUCUUCCUUCUCAACAACGCUUCUCUGCUCUCAUGAGGAGGCUCUUGCUUUGCUGCAAUUCAGGACAUCCUUCUCGAUCGAUUACACUGUUUCGGACCCAUAUUCUUGUGGGGAUCAUUUUUAUUCUAAGAUUGAGUCAUGGAAGGAAGGUAUAGACUGUUGUUCCUGGGAUGGGGUUAGCUGUGAUAAUGUCACAGGCCAUGUAAUUGCCCUUAAUCUCAGCUGCAGUUUCCUUUCUGGCACCUUUCCUUCCAACAGCACUCUUUUCUCCCUCAGAAACUUGCAGAGCCUCAAUCUUGCCUUGAAUGAUUUUAGGCUUUCCAAGAUUCCAUCGGAAAUCAGUCAGUUUACUAGACUAAAGCAUCUUGAUGUCUCUUUUUCUCAAUUUUCGGGCCAAGUUCCGAGAGAAAUUGCUCACCUCCCCAAGUUAGUUUCUCUCAACCUCUCAGUUCUUUUGACUUGAUCCUUGAAACAACUACCUUGAGAUAUCUUGUUCAAAAUUUGAGUGAGGUGAGAGAACUUGUGCUUAGUGGAGUGAACAUGGCAUCUGUUAAUCCUCAUUUCUUCAUGAAUCUCUCUUCUUCAUUGACUACUCUUGAUCUUAGGGAUGGUGCGUUAGGAGGAAACUUUCCAAACAGUAUUUUCCGCUUUCCAAAUCUCAAGAAUUUUUAUUUAGAUGGAUCUUUUUGGGGGCAAAACCUCACUAUUGAUCUUCCAAGUUCCAAUUGGAGCAGUCCUCUCCAACGGUUGCAUUUAGGUGAGAUGGAUUGCGGAAGGCGAUUGCUAGAGUCUAUAGGAGAUCUAAAGUCAUUACAGUAUCUGAGUCUUAGCUGCAACUUGGAAGGUUCCAUUCCAGCUUCCAUAGGUAACUUAUCUCAACUAACUGAUCUAAGCCUCUUUUUUAACAAUCUUAACGGACAAAUCCCAUCAUCACUUGCAAACCUCACUCAACUUACCCAUCUUUACCUUUCCAAUAAUCAGUUUUCUGGUCCCAUUCCAGCUUCCAUAGGUAACUUAAGGCAACUAACUGACCUAAGCCUCUCUUUUAACAAUUUUAAUGGACAAAUCCCAACAUCACUUGCAUACCUCACACAACUUAGUCAUCUUGACCUUUCAAAUAAUCAGUUUUCUGGUCCCAUUCCAGCUUCCUUAGGUAACUUAAGGCAACUUACUAGCCUGGACCUCUCUUCUAACAAUCUUAGUGGACAAAUCCCAUCAUCACUUGCAAACCUACCUUUGUUAGAGUACUUGCAACUCAAUCAUAACCAAUUUCAAGGUCAAAUAAAUCAAUUCCAGCAAAACUCCCUCAUACUACUAGAUUUGUCAAACAAUAAACUCCAGGGCUCAAUUCCUAACUCAAUUGCUAAUUUAGUAAAUCUUAGUUUUCUCGAUUUAUCAUCAAAUCAUUUUAAUGAUUUAGUAGAAGCUGACAUGUUCUUGGCGCUUCAAAAUCUGGAAACCAUCUUUCUUUCAGACAAUAAUCUGUCCUUGAGAGUGAAUGUCAAUGCCAACUUCACAUUACCCAAACUAGCUCAUGUCUCCUUUUCUUCUUGUAACUUGAGUGAAUUCCCCAAUUUCAUAAGACAUUCAAAUGAUCUACAAAGCCUAGUGCUAUCCAAAAAUAGCAUUUGUGGAAAUAUUCCCGAAUGGAUAUGUGAAAAGGAUCAUCUCCAAAUUCUUGACCUUUCUCAUAACAAUUUAAUCGGGAAGAUUCCAAAUCGUCUUCCUAAGUUUCUCUCAGUGUUGAAUUUGCAGGCCAAUUACUUUGAUGGAAAUAUUCCCAAAUGGAUAUGUGAAAUAGAUGAUCUCGAAAUUCUUGACCUUUCUCAUAACAAUUUAAUUGAGGAGAUUCCAAAGUGUCUUCCUAAAUCUCUCAGAGUGUUGAAUUUACAGGCCAAUUACUUUGAUGGAAAUAUACCAUUUGGGUUUCUAGAGGGCUGUGGAUUACAAAAUCUCAACUUACAUGGAAAUCAAAUGGACGGGCUAUUACCAAGGUCUUUGGUGAAUUGUAGCAUGUUAGAGGUUCUAGACGUCGGCAACAACAGCAUAGAGGAUACAUUUCCUCAUUGGUUGGAAUCUCUACCAAACCUUCAAGUGCUUGUCUUAAGGUCCAACAAGUUCCAUGGUUCUGUGCAGAGCACCAAAGAAAGUCCAUGUUUUCCCAAGUUGCGUGUUUUGGACCUCUCCAGCAAUUAUUUUGUUGGUGCUUUGCCUGUUCUGUACAUUGAAAAUUUUAAUGCGAUGAUGGACCCUCAUAAAGAAGGUGGUUCCCCUGAAUACAUGAUGGUGUUGACGAGAACCAAUUCUUAUCAAUAUUCACUAGUUGUGACAUGGAAGGGAUUCGAAUAUGAGCUGCAGGGAAUCUUGACCGUAUUCAGUAGUAUUCAUCUCUCAAAUAACAUGUUUGAGGGAGAAAUUCCAGAUGUUAUUGGAAAGCUUAGUUCUCUCAAAGGGCUUAAUCUUUCUCAUAACAACCUUACUGGUCAUAUCCCACCGUCACUAGGGAAUUUGAUGAAUCUGGAAUGGUUGGAUCUCUCUUCCAACGAGCUGACGGGGAAAAUUCCUGAUGCAUUGGUAUCUUUGACACAACUCUCUGUAUUGAAUCUUUCAAAUAAUCAUCUUGUCGGGCUCAUACCACAGGGCAGUCAGUUCAACACCUUUGGAAAUGGUUCUUAUGAAGGAAACCUUGGACUGUGUGGAUUCCCAUUGUCAAAAUCUUGUGAUGGAAUUGGGACACCGCCGAGCUCCUUCCAAGAAAAAGAUGAGUUGUGGAGAUUUGGCUGGAGGGUUGUGGUGUUAGGCUAUGGAUGUGGAGUUGUUUUUGGACUGCUGAUGGGAUAUCUUGUCUUCCGAGCAGGAAAACCAAAAUGGUUUGUGUCUUUGUUUGAUGGCCGACCAAGUCAAAGUGGAAGGAAGAUGAGGAAAGCCAGAAGAAUUUUCCAGGCAUUUGACUUUCGGACAACUUUGAGAAACGAACCAUUCGUGCAGCUUUUCCAUUCUCUAUAUGUAUAUCCUUUAACUGUGAGCUUGAGUUGGAAAAGGAAUCUAUUCGUAAGAGUUGAGCUAAGAAAGGAUGAUGCAGAUGUUCGUAGACAACCUUUAGAGGCAAUGUAUCCAAGGGAACCUGGUUUAUCACUUCAGAAGUGGGCUCACACACAAGUUGCUGUUGGUGCUUGGGUGGCCUGCUACCAUGAUGAAAUUAAAGUUUCUCUCCCUACUGUUUGGACACCAUUGCAUCACCUUCUAUUCACUUUCUUCCAUGUUGAUCUUCAAAUGAAACUAGAAGCUCCAAAACCAGUAGUAAUUGGAUAUGCAGCACUUCCAUUAUCCACCCAUGCACAGUAUGCAACUGCCUUUAUGUUUGUCAUCUUUUGUUUUGUUUCUUUCCUUGAUGAUUUAUUAACUUACAUUAUUUGUUCUGCUACUGGAGUGAUUGGUAUGGUAGUUCAUGGUUACUUUCCUGGUUUAUGUUGUGGGUACUUGGAUGAUAUCAAUUCCGCGCUUGCACUUCGGGAUGACCUGCAAAGCCCCGAGGUGGAACUCGGGGUAGACACUCCGAUGCUUAAUUUGAGAUUGCGGAGACAUGGCAUUGUUGGCGGUAGAGCUCAUCUGAGAUCGUUAAGUGAAGAAAACAAUGAUCUGGGUGGUGACCAAGGUGAGGUUUUAGGUCUGAAUUUGAAGUCUCUGAAGAUUUUGCUGAAGCAAGGAGUCUUUAUUUGGGCAAUGCUUUGUUGUCUUCUGUUUUUCGCGUGCAAGAGAGUGCUCGCGGCGGAGGGAUUGGUGAAUGCAGGGUACAGAGUGAUUAAGGUUUCUUUGGUUCUUAAGAUUUUCAAAGAGCAAGGUGUGAUUCUGAUUGCACUUUUAGGUCUAUCUGCAUUCUUCUCAAUGGCAGAGACUUUUAUAACUACACUGUGGCCAUGGAAGAUUUGCUUUCUUUGUUUGAAGAUUGAUGGUUCUUAUAAUUAGUGAAUAGCAAUUGAAAUCUGAAUUUUAGUACGGAAACAUCAAAAAAGUUAAAUAUAUGAAGUUGAAGAGCAUUCACAGUUAUUGAUGGUUAAUGUUUCAGUAACUUUUAUGGUUUAGGUAAAUAUAUGAAGUUUGUGGUUGAUGUGCAAUGGCAUUUACUGACUUAAAUAUUGGGUUAAGUUUAGCAAAGAUUAAUCUGAUUUACUAUUUCAAAUCUUGAUUGUGAAGUUCAUGCAGCAGUAUUACUGUUGUCUUGUUUGGUUUGGAGGAUGAUGCUAGUUUCUUAUAUGAUCAUGUGGUUCAUAUUAACUCAUGGAAGAACAAGUUUUUUUUUUUUUUUCAAUGUCACCAAGCCAUUGGGAAACUAUGGUCUCAUUGGUGAUUUGAUGCUAAUUUGUGUCAGGUUCUAGCUGAAAAAGAGUCUGAAGAUGGUGUCUUUCGAAUGCUUCACAGUGAUGUAACGUAGUUUUUUACCACCAUUCUUAUUGGCACUACGUACUAGUCUUUCCCAUCAUCACUUAACUCAUCCAGUUCUGUGUGUCUAUGUUUGACUUUCGUGUGUGAUUUAUUUUUAGAUGCCAUUUUUGUCACUAGGGUGGUCAAUAUUGGAACAACUGCUUUAGUUACAAACACAGGAACAACAAUAUUUGGAGAAGCUGGUGUUAGUGCAACAACUGGAAUAGUGACUGUAUGUAUAUAAGAAUUCUAUCCUCUUUAUGUACCCCACAUACCCAACCUCCUUGCCUGCCUCUAUCCGUGCUUGUAUGUAGCUCAUUGUGAAUUUGUAGUAAAUUAGAGUAA